CAAUGCAAGUGAAAAAUCAGCACAACAUUGCACUAUAACAUUGUAGUAUAAAACUGAAGAAAUUUCUCUUCUGAUCACCAGGGAUCAAAAUGAAUCUGAAAUUAGUAGUUGUCCUUCUAGGUUUCCUGUGCAUUUCACAAGCCUAUCCUAAGGAGGAGAAUUUAAGACAAGAAGAAUCCUUUUUGGAAUGGAUAGUAGAUCGAGCAAGGCAAGAACAAAAUGACAAUGACAAACCAAGACCUACAGGGCAACCAGAAAGAGAUGGACCAAGACCCUCUGGACGACCUCCAAUGAAAGGAAAGGAAGGAAAGCGUCCAAAGCCAGAAGAGAGAGAACUUGAUGGUGACAGACCAAGACCAACUGGGCAACCAGAAAGAGAUGGACCAAGACCUUCUGGGAGACCACCAAUGAAAGGAAAGGGAGGAGAUGGACCAAGACCCUCUGGAAGACCUCCAAUGAAAGGAAAGGGAGGAAAACGUCCGAAGCCAGAAGAGAGAGAACUUGAUGGUGACAGACCAAGACCCUCUGGAAGACCUCCAAUGAAAGAAAAUGGAGGAGAUCGACCAAGACCCUCUGGAAGACCUCCAAUGAAAGGAAAGGGAGGAAAACGUCCAAAGCCAGAAGAGAGAGAACUUGAUGGUGACAGACCAAAACCAACUGGGCAACCAGAAAGAGAUGGACCAAGACCUUCUGGGAGACCACCAAUGAAAGAAAAGGGAGGAGAUGGACCAAGACCCUCUGGAAGACCUCCAAUGAAAGGAAAGGGAGGAAAACGUCCGAAGCCAGAAGAGAGAGAACUUGAUGGUGACAGACCAAGACCCUCUGGAAGACCUCCAAUGAAAGGAAAGGUAGGAGAUGGACCAAGACCUUCUGGAAGACCUCCAAUGAAAGGAAAGGGAGGAAAACGUCCAAAGCCAGAAGAGAGAGAACUUGAUGGUGACAGACCAAAACCAACUGGGCAACCAGAAAGAGAUGGACCAAGACCUUCUGGAAGACCUCCAAUGAAAGGAAAGGGAGGAAAACGUCCAAAGCCAGAAGAGAGAGAACUUGAUGGUGACAGACCAAAACCAACUGGGCAACCAGAAAGAGAUGGACCAAGACCCUCUGGAAGACCGCCAAUGAAAGGACCAAGGCCUUCUGGUCAACCACCCAGAAAGGGAAAAGGUCCACGACCAUCAGAAAAACAGCUUGACAAAAUGCUUCGUGAACUUGAACUUGACAUUGAACAGUUGGAAGAAUGAACACACCACUGGAGAUAAUUCUAGCUAAGGAAAAUCGACCGCUGUUAUCAUUGGUGGAUGUACAUAUACACCAGAAAACAUUUUUCAAAUUUUGAAAAGGUAGUGAACAUUUUCCCAUUACAUUUUGUACUUUUGUAAUUUGCAUGUACUAUCAUCGUAAAAUAAAUUAAUUUACAAGUCAAA
Mytilus californianus (California mussel) is the source of this 1424-nucleotide messenger RNA. Its product is annotated as basic salivary proline-rich protein 3-like. The transcript is spliced from 5 exons. Bases 90 to 1241 code for a protein of 383 amino acids. The record is from RefSeq and is a predicted model, not a curated record. NCBI's taxonomy places the organism in Eukaryota, Metazoa, Mollusca, Bivalvia, Mytilida, Mytilidae.